AAUAAUAAUGAGAGAGAGGGUCCGUUACGAAUGGCACCAGCCUUCUUCUUCUUCUUCUUCUUCCUUUCCCCUUCUCUGCAAAACUCUGAAUUUAUGUUAGUUGAGGACACCAAUUCAUUUAAAUUAAUCACUGACACAUAUUUAACAAUCCCAUCACGCAUCUCCAUAAACACUCUCUCUCUUUCAUUAUUAUUUUACUCUGCUCCUUCUCUACCGCCAUAAACAAAUAUUAACUCAGCUUCUCAGAUUCAUCUCUCUCCCCUCUUUGCAUGGACGGCCCUCUCUCUAUUUCACCCAUCUCAACGGAAAUUAGGGUUACAACUUUAUCAUCAUCACCAUGAAAACUAGGUUCUUUGUGUCUCAAGUAACUCAAUCUCAAUUGGGUUUUCUUAUUAUUCUGAUAUGGGCUGUGGAGGAUCUAAAAUUGAUGAUUUACCAUUAGUCACUCGCUGUAGAGAACGUAAAGAGCUCAUCAAAGCUGCGUCUGAUCACCGUUAUGCUCUUGCUGCUGCUCAUGUUCUGUAUUUUCAUUCUUUAAAAGAUGUGGGUAACGCUAUUCGUAGAUUUGUUGAUGAGGAGAUUGUAAUUGCUGCUGCUAGUUCUUCUUCGGGUACUACUCCGAGUUCCCCUGUUCUUACUUUGCCUUCUAGAGAAGGCAAAGUAAAGCAUAAAUCGAAGAAUUCGUCGUCUUCAACCUCACUUCCGCAUUCUCUUGAUAGCAGUGGCCAUCAUCAUAAUCAUACUAGUGGUGGUCACCAUAAUCACAGUAAAGGUAAACAUAGAGAGGAGGUUGAAGAUUCACAUUUGGAUUUAUCAUCAGGGUCUUCUGAUUUAGACUCUGAUUCGGGUCAUAUUCAUAUCCAUGAUGAUGAUGAUGAUUCUCCUGUAGAGGAGAAUAGGCAACAUGAAGUGCCUUCAACUUCUUACAAUUUUAAUAAUGAGUAUAACUAUAAUUAUCCUCCUCCACAACAGAAUGGGGUUUAUGGCUAUAACUAUAAUGGUGAGAGCACUCAAUUUCCCUAUCCACCACCAUCAUCAGCAUAUCCAUACCCAUUUCCUUACCCAAGUAAUCCGAAUCCCAGCAUGUAUUACAUGAAGAAAUCUGCCACUCCUGCAAAAACAGUGGUUUAUGAGGACCCAGCUGUUAAUGGAUAUUCAAGUUAUUAUGGAAAUGCUGGAUAUUUUGGGUACAGUACGAUGCCUCCGCCGCCUAGAGAACCUAGUCCACAGAGGCCUCCACCGCUUCCUCCAUCACCGCCAAGAGUGUCUACGUGGGAUUUCUUUAAUGUCUUUGAGACAUUUGAUAAUGAUGCUGGUUACCAAUCAGCUUAUUACUCAGCAGGAAGAUAUGGGUAUGGAUCCAAUGCAAGUAGUCCUGAUUCGAAUGAGGUUCGCGAAAGGGAAGGGAUACCUGAUUUAGAAGAUGAAACUGAGCAUGAAGUGAUUAAAGAAGUUAAUAAAGAAAAGAAGAAAGUGAAAGAGAAAAUGAAUGUGAAGGCGAAAUAUAGCGCAGUUGAAGAAGUAGAAGAAGCGAGUAAGACUAAUCAUUAUUAUGGAGAAGGUACAUCAAUGCCAGCUCAAAGCAGUAGUGAGAUUUUUGAAUCAUUUAAGGGUAAAGAAAUCAAGACGCAUGCUAGUCCUGAUACAUAUCGUAGUCCUGAUAGUAUUCUUUCUACAAAAAGUCCUGAUGAGGAUUUUGUUAGGAAGAAAGGCGUGAGCUUUGAAGUUGAUGAAGUUUUGAAUACAAUGGAGGUUGAAUCUUCAAAACUUAGUAGUUUAACUACAUUGUCAGCUCACGGUACUAGGGAUCUCCAAGAAGUUGUGAUGGAAAUCAGGGAUGAGUUUGAGACCGCCUCUAAUUAUGGGAAGGAGGUCGCAUCUUUGCUUGAGGUGGGGAAAUUGCCUUACCAGCGAAGAACUACAUUUCUUAGAGUUGUUCUCUCUCGGAUCCUGUAUUUGGUGUCAUCACACCCUGCUAUCAGGCCUUCAGUACACAUCUCUUCUAAGACAAUGAAAAUGGCAAAAGCAUACACUGCAGAUCCCGAGAAUGAAUUCGACAUGAGGCCUAGAAACCUAUCUUCUACCUUAGAGAAACUUUAUGCAUGGGAGAAGAAAUUAUACAAGGAAGUUAGGGAUGAAGAAAGACUACGAGUUACCUAUGAAAAACAGUGCAAAAGGUUAAGAAGUUUAGAUGAACACGGAGCUGAAACUAGUAAAAUUGAGGCUACCCAGGCAUCAAUAAGGAAAUCGCUGACAAAAAUUAAUGUUACCAUCAGAGCUGUUGAUGCUAUAUCAAGCAAGAUACACAGGUUGAGAGAUGAAGAAUUGCAGCCUCAAAUCACAGAAUUGAUUCAUGGCUGGAUAAGAAUGUGGAAGUCCAUGCUUAGAUGCCACCAGAAACAGUUCCAGGCUAUAAUGGAGAGCAAAGUUCGCUCUCUCAGGGCGAAAACUGGUGCACAUGGAGAUUCUGGCUUGAGAGCAACUCUUGAACUCGAAACAGAGCUAAUCAAUUGGUGCAACCGCUUUAACCAUUGGGUAAAUACCCAAAAAUCAUAUGUUGAGUCGUUGAACGAGUGGCUUUUAAGGUGUCUUCUAAUCGAACCUGAAGAAACUCCUGAUGGAUUCGCACCUUUCUCUCCGAGCAGAAUAGGCGCUCCGCCUAUAUUUGUGCUAUGCAAUGAUUGGUAUCAAGCAAUAGUUAGAAUUUCCGAGAAGGGAGUUGAAAAUGCUAUGCUUCAGUUUGCUUCAAGCUUGCAUCAAUUGUGGGAACGACAAGACGAAGAGCAGCGUCAGAGGACAAAAGCAGAGUACCUUACGAAAGACUUUGAGAAACGUCUAAGGACCUUAAAAAUGGAAAGGGCGAAGAUCGAGCAGGAACAAGAUGCGGUAUCAGAUAAAGCAUUGUCGAAAGCUCCAUCGGAAAGCGGAGUUUCGCCGCUGGAUGAUCUGAAGGUGGAUUUGGAUUCGAUGAGGAAGAAGUUACAAGAAGAGAGAGCUAGGCAUAAAGAAGCUACUAUACUACUUCAUGAUGCUGCUUCAGGAAGCGUACAAGCAGGCUUGGUCCCAAUUUUUGAGGCUUUGGGGAACUACACUGCAGAGGUUCUGAGAGCUCAUGAGCAAGUUCGGGUCGAAGCUGCCAAUAGCUAGACGGCUUGUACAGUUGCCACAAGAAGAGAUAGAAUAUAGAAUGGUUAGAUGAUAGAGAGGAGAAAUGGGGUUUUAUUAAUUUAUGAUGUACUAUAUCACCCCUUUAGUAGAAAUGUAGGAAUUAUUGUAUAGAUAUAUUCAUUUAUUGGUUGAUUGGUUGUAACUUGGACUGUGUUGGAGGAGGAGGAAGAGGUUGAUUUCAGUUAGUCUAGAGCAAAUUUUGAAUUAGACACUUGCUAAUCAAUGCGAUAAGUCUUCUCUUGCA
Mercurialis annua (annual mercury) is the source of this 3412-nucleotide messenger RNA. RefSeq names its product protein ROLLING AND ERECT LEAF 2-like. The record is from RefSeq and is a predicted model, not a curated record. Lineage: Eukaryota; Viridiplantae; Streptophyta; Magnoliopsida; Malpighiales; Euphorbiaceae. The coding region runs from base 403 to 3147 and encodes 914 amino acids. The transcript is spliced from 5 exons.